AUGAUGCUAUCAGAGUUGGGGGAGCCAGAAAACCCAGCACUUCAUUGCCGAGUGGCCCUAGAAGAGCUGAGCCCCGGGGGUCAGCCCAGGAGAAGGCAGGCCAUCAAGGAUGCUGAGCUCAGCUUGGGUCGAAAUGAGCGGAGGGAACUGAUGCUGCGCCUUCAGGGGACCGGUCAGUCCCGCUGCUUCCCCCUUCGAGCCGCUAGACUUUUUACCCGCUUUGCAUCGGUUGGCCGCAGUGCUCUUCGGCUCAGCCCUGACUCUGACUCUGGCCUUAGUUCGGGUUCCAUCCAGCUGCUGCUGUCUGACUGCCCACCAGAUAGGCUGCGGCGCUUCCUGCGGACUGUGCGCCUUAAACUGGCCACUGCCCCUGGCCCUGGGCCUGCCCCCUUCCGAUCCCGUCUGCUCGGUCCCCGACCUCAGGCCUUCUAUACCAUCAGUCCUAUCCAACCUGAGGACCUGAAGCCGGUGGCAGCCACUGGAACUCAGGACACAACCCCUGUGAAGCGGCCCUGUCUCCAGGAGGUCAGAGACCAGUCUGGCAAGGCAUCUUCUACCAAGAGCACAGUACCUAGGCAUCGUCUCCAGCUUCCCUCCCCCAAACCCCAGCUCUCCAAGGAGCAGGCCCGGGUGCUGAGUGCUGUGCUGAGUGGCAAGAGCAUCUUCUUUACUGGAAGUGCAGGAACAGGGAAAUCAUACCUGCUGAAGAGGAUCCUUGGCUCCCUUCCCCCAAAGGGCACAGUGGUCACUGCCAGCACAGGGGUGGCUGCCUGCCACAUUGGGGGUACCACCCUCCAUGCCUUUGCAGGCAUUGGUUCAGGAAAGGCCCCUCUUGCCCAGUGUGUGGCUCUGGCACAGAGACCCAGUAUACGGCAGAGUUGGGUGAGCUGUCAGCGACUUGUCAUCGAUGAAGUCUCCAUGGUGGAGGCAAGUCUGUUUGAUAAGCUGGAAGCGGUGGCCAGAGCUAUUAGACAGCAGGAUAAGCCCUUUGGGGGAAUUCAGCUCAUCAUUUGUGGAGACUUCCUACAGCUGCCACCAGUGACCAAGAACAACCAGCCCCCCCAGUUCUGCUUCCAGGCAAAAAGCUGGAGGAAAUGUAUCCAGUUGACCAUGGAGCUGACUGAAGUGUGGAGACAGACAGACCAGACUUUUAUCUCCCUCCUACAGGCUGUGCGACUGGGCAGGUGA
Gracilinanus agilis (Agile Gracile Mouse Opossum) is the source of this 1188-nucleotide messenger RNA. RefSeq names its product PIF1 5'-to-3' DNA helicase (gene PIF1). The record is from RefSeq and is a predicted model, not a curated record. NCBI's taxonomy places the organism in Eukaryota, Metazoa, Chordata, Mammalia, Didelphimorphia, Didelphidae. Gene Ontology annotation, molecular function: DNA helicase activity. The coding region runs from base 1 to 1188 and encodes 395 amino acids. The transcript is spliced from 6 exons. Gene Ontology annotation, biological process: DNA repair; telomere maintenance.